Molecule: messenger RNA, 5236 nt
Organism: Drosophila eugracilis
Lineage: Eukaryota; Metazoa; Arthropoda; Insecta; Diptera; Drosophilidae
Exons: 9
Coding region: 95-5053 (1652 amino acids)
Source: RefSeq, a predicted model, not a curated record
AUACGCAAAGCAAAAAACAAAAGUGGGAGUACAAAAAAGAGGAGAGUUUUCAAUUUUCUAGCGUCGUUUUUUGUACGCAAAUAUAUAUUUUCUAAUGGCGCCGCCGCCCAAAGUAGUUGUGGACCAAGGCAGCGCACGCAGCAGCACUAGUAACAACAACAACAACAACUCGGUGGGCGGGGCAACCGGCGCCGUACCCAAACAACAAACGCCUCCAAAUGGAGCACCUCCAUCCGGAGGAAGUGCUUCAACGGCAAGCAACAGAUCAGCUCGAUCCCGUCGACAGCAGGAGCACUUGGGUGAGCCGGACAUGGACUUCGUGGAGCCAUUGCAAAGGGAGACGCUAAAAACAUUAAAUGAUCUCCUCCAUCGAGCACGCAUCACCAACGGCAAGAAUCGAUCCCCGGCUGAGCAGCCGCUGUCCACUAAGGAAACCAGGUCACCAUCCCAACAGCAACAACAACGCGCGACCCUGCGUCAACUGGCUGCCGAGCAAAGCAACUACGAUUCAGCAGAGCAAUUGCAGGAACAGCAGCAGCGCUAUCGAUUUCCCGUGCGUCCUGUCCAGAGAGUUCAGCACCAGCCAUCCUCGUCAUCUAAUAGUACGGGCGCCCCAUCAUCUUCGUCGGCAUUGCUGCGUUUGCGUCAAUCGACGCCACCGAAUGCUACAGUAGGCGUGGUUAUUCCAAACGCAACUACCAGCAACGGGAACGGUAAUUUAAGUGGCACCGAAGAGCACCCACCGCCACUGCACCAACUUAUCAAUCGGCUAUUUGGUGUCCAGCACUUCGUACCCAGAAUUGAACCAGGUCGUUCCCAGGUAGAUGUUUUGCGAUCUCUGCUGGGACUGGACGAGAACCUGAACUGCACAAGACACCAACCGAGUGCACAGCAAGUGGAGGCACAGAUCAACAACAUGGUGCACGAGAUCAACCCAACCGGAGGACAGGAUGAAGGCAUUGUUAAUUCGACUAGUUUGGAGGAUGUUGCAUUAAGCGAGAUGAGCGACAAUCGUGCCCAGUCCAUCCAAUCCCUGCACAGCGUUUUGGAAACACCCACGCCCGAUACCACGCCCACUUUCGAUGAGCUGCAGCAGCGCCUAGAGGCAUCAAACAGGAAUAUGCAACAUCUGCAGGAUGAACAGGCCAAAUUGGUACACAUUCAAAAUAUGGCCAAAUCUCACCUUAGCGAGAUGGAACAGCUGCGCCAGGAGGCUGAUCGCAUGCCGCACAACAGCAAUGGAGGAGACGCACCCAAAUACGAAUCGGUGCAACAGGUCCAGAACGACAUGGCCUCGCUGGUAGGCCGCAUGAAGAAUCUCACCGCCUUUAUUCACAACCAGAACGAGCUGAGCGCAGUGCUCGGGGAUGAUGGUCCUGAAAUACUGGCAGAGCAGCAGGCAUUGCAGGAAAAAUUGGAAUCACUGCGCACCCAACGGGAGGAUAUGCGCAAUCUAGUGGAUGAGCUUAAUAGCAUAAACCGUACAGCGAGGGAGUCAGCUAGGGUCAUCAAAGAGACGACACCUACACCUCCUCCGAAACCAGCUCCUGCUCCAGAGCCGGCCAAGGAGCGCGUUGUACCAGUGGAGUACCAGAGGAACGUACCCAUCAUGCGUCAGGAAGCGGCAAAUGCGGCUCAGCGAGCUCUUCACGCACAGGCAAUGAUCAACCAAAAGACGGCCGAUAUAGAAGCCUUAAAGGCUCAGAUGGCCAGAUUGAAGGGAAUGCUCAACACUGUUACCCAGAUUGAGGAGGGCACUCCCAGUAUGGGCGGCUCUUUGGAGCGACGAAGUGAGGAGAGGUCCAGUGUGGAUCGCGAGCUUCCGGCGGAGAUAGCCCAGCGCGUGUUCGCCCUGAACGACGUCACUUCGGAACUACGUGCUGAGGCAGCUAGUUUGCAAAAAGAGCGUGAUCGCAUCCUGGCUCUGAAGGCGGAAAUCGAGCGACGCAAGCAACAGGCAGCCGCAGCAGUUCAGAUGGGUGAGGAGGCCCUUAAGCGAAACAGUCUAACUCCGACACCGACGCCCGGGAGACAGCGUCAGGUGGCCGAGGAAGAGGAUCCGUCUGAGGUGGAUACUUCACUUCAAGCCACACCCACUAAGGAACAGCUGCGCGAUGAACUGCGCUUGCAGUGCGAGCGCCUGCGCAAGGAGUACGAGCAAAAGCAGCGGGAACUUGAGCAGCGCUACGUUGCCAGCAAUAACACCACCUCGGAAGCUGAUGACGAGGGAAACGAUGACACGGACAGCGAUAAGUACUUUGCUAACGUUCGUACCGCCUCCUCGGCAACCCUUAAGCGGGCUGCAUCUGCUAGUACAGUUGUGGAGCAACGACGCGGACAGCAGCCGAACUUGCCACAACAACAAGCUCCGCAGCCUCCGGCACCUCCAUCCACGCUCAACGAAGAUGAUCUGAACGUGACAAUCGAUACCCUGUCCCUGGGCAACGACAGUCUGCCGUCGAGCAGCAACAGGUCACAGUAUAUGCCGCCACCCAUGCCCCCAGUACCGGGAAUAUGGGCAACACACAACUCUGGUAAUUCGUGGCAUGGACAGCAGCCGAUUUAUGGCCAGGCCAGCUCCAGCACCGGAACAGAGUUCAAGCCACCACAAGUAGUCCCGCAAGUGGGCUCCUCAAAUGCUUCCGGAUCCAACGCCUCAAACGAUGCCGUGCUGCUGCAGCAGUUUAUGCAGACACAGCAGAUGCUCAUCAACUCAGUGUGCCAGUGCAACCAGACGCUGUGGCAUCAGCAGCGGGAGAUCGACAACCUCAAUAACCAGCUGCAUACGCUUCAGGAUCGCUUCAAUGUAGUGGCAUGUCAAGAUCAUAGCUUCGGGUUGCGCUCGGAAUCCGUUCCGCCUCCGAAUCUGCCGGUAGGUCCUGCUAUGGGUCAGAUGCCUAACAAUCUGUGCAUGGGCAACAGUCGUGCUCAAUCGGAGCAGCUAUUUAACUUUGGCACCCACCAGAGCGCCUUUAGUAACUAUCAGCGUAGCUGUCACCGUACGGGAAGUGAAUCUCAUCAUCAUCAGCAGCAACAACAUCAGGCGCAGCCGUUCCUUAACAAUGCUGCUCCACCGCCGCCGCCGACGCAUUACAACAAUGAGACGCCCCUUUCACCGCCAACGUACCGCUCAAGCCCGGGUCCAAUUUUCAUGAACCACCACAACAACACGAUCCACCAGAACAACUCAAAUCUGCGCACCCAGAAUCAGCAUGCCAACAAUCUGCACUCAUUGCCCGAGGGACCAACUGGGGGUGGAGCACCAGGUGGCGGUAUUACACUGAACAAUCAGGUGCCACCCGGCAACCGGGCCAAUAACUACUGGGAUAAUUUCCGCAGCCACUCGCGCCAGAAUCUCCUUUCGAACAAAAGCAAUGAGGAGUUGAACGUGGACCAUCAACAGUACCGUCGACAACGGGCGCGUCCCAGCUACUUUCAGCCGGCUCCGAUACUGGCACCGUUAACGACCCGAAGUGGUUUGACCCACCAGCAGCAGCAACAGCGUCGCCCUUUUUUCGACCAGCCACUAACCGCUUUGCAUGGCAGCAGCUCCAAUGGCAGCAAUAAUCUCAACAAUAGCGGCAGUGCGGGCAGAAAACGUGACUGGCGCGAAGAUCCCGGUCAUAAUCGCGACCAUGAUGAUGACGAUAUUGAUGAAGUGGAGGAGAACCAUGACAACGCCAUAUUUGGCUCUGGUAGACGCCGGAAUCGUCGUCGUCCUCAACUUUCCACACUGCGAGAUGAGGAGCCCGAACAGACCAGUUCAUCUAAUCUCAACAUGAACGUAAACUACGGUAACAGUCCGCUGUAUCAACGGAACAAGGUACCAGCAAAGCCAACCACUUCAACAGUAUCGCUGACUCCUUUGCAGCAGCGACACCUUCGAUUCGAUUUCGAGCUUCCAGCUCACUAUAUGGACUAUAUUGAGCUGCCCCAGAUAACUCCAGUGGAUAAUACUCCUAUUCUUGGACAGGAAGUCUCCACCGCGGACGAAUCGAAUACUUUGGAGCAAACCGAAGAAACGGCCUCCGAGGAGCUGAAUCGAAAUCUUCUGGUAAAUGCUCUGAAGAACGAUAAGUUCACCACAAAGUUUUACGAGUCCAUAAAGGAGGAUGUCUACCGUCGAUUGGAGACGCUCUUUGAGCAGCAGCAACAGCAACAGCAGCAACAACAAAAUCAGCACUUACAGCAGUCACAAGAGCCGCGCGGGCUGCGAAAAGCUCUAAAUCAGGAGGAGAAUGAAGCUUCGGGUGAUGUAGAGGCCACCGAAAGUCGUAGUGAGUCGCCGCUGGAAGUGAUGCGCAUGCAGCUGGAUAACGACCGUCCCGAAGACGAGAAGGGAUCGCCAGUGAAACAACUAACUGUGGUCAUUCCCCAGAACGGACAUGACCUAGAAGAAAUGGAGGCUAGCGCUUCUGCUGUUAGCUCUUCUCUAAGGCUGGAAAAUGAAGAGCAAAUGAUCGAGGGGAAAGUAGAACAUGUCACUGGGUCUGGAUCAGGGGGAGGAACCAGCAUGGAACUGGCCCCGGAUCACGAAUUGAUCGAGUACAUUAUCAAACGCAUUCGCAACCAGACGCACAACAACACCGUUAUCAAUGAUUCCUUACUGGCUGAGGUGUCCAAGCUGACUGCCACUGCUGCCCAAAAUUCAGCAGCCAGUUCGCCACUCAUCUCGCCCAAGCGAAUUUAUGCCAAGAUUAAGAAGAUGGACAUACCACGGCAGCGCGACGAGUUUUUGCUUUGGUAUCGUUCCUAUUUGGAGCAACUGUUUGUGGUGGAGCAGCCGCAGGACAGCUGCAAGGCUAAGUCGAAGGUGCCAAUCACUGGCAGUCCGGCCAAGCAGACAAAUAAGCGAGUGCGCGAACAGUCCCAAUCCCAGUCGCAAGACUCCAAUAAUGACGCUGACCUGGCUGAAGCAGAUCAGAAGAACGUUUCCUCGUCGGGAAAUGGCGACCUCGAGUGUGAGAACAACGAAAAUCCCGGCGAGGAAGCGGAUGGCCAGGCUGCCGCAGAGUCUUCCGGUGCAGAAAAGCAGGAUAUCAGCCCGGAAUAGGCUAUCCUUUACCAAUAAGCAAACAUUCCUAACUUAACUAUACACUCUUAUAUGGAUAUUUCACAACUCAUUUACGGAAUUCGCAGACGUUACAUCUUUUUUGUCCGUGUCCCUAUUUAUAUUUAUUCACACUUCAUUUUGGCCUAUAGUUUUAUAUUUAACAUUAAAUUAUGCAACAUCUAU